Cutaneotrichosporon oleaginosum is the source of this 636-nucleotide messenger RNA. RefSeq lists its product as uncharacterized. NCBI's taxonomy places the organism in Eukaryota, Fungi, Basidiomycota, Tremellomycetes, Trichosporonales, Trichosporonaceae. The record is from RefSeq and is a predicted model, not a curated record.
AUGAGCACGCCCCGCAAACGCACCACCUCCAUGGAGCUCGAGGACAUCCCAGUCCACCUCCUCACCUUUCCCCGCAUCGACUACUCGCUUGCUCCCAAUGCUCCUCCUCCAUCUUCUAAUCUCACUGGCCGCCGCGACCUUGCGUUAGGAGAAGGCGCGCGUUACGCCUCGCGUACAUGGGCCACGGCCUUGCGUACCGGCAAACGGGAGUUGAUUGACCACCGCUGCUUUACCCUCGCUGUGCUGGACAAGGUCAUCGAGUUCCACUGCGCGAGGAGGUGGUGGGAGUAUGAAUAUUCCAAGCUCAAAGCACCCCGCCCACGACGCAUCUGGCCCAACUGCCUCACAGUGCCCCAGUGGUGCCAAAUGAAUGAGUCGUUCAUUCCUAUCGCGUAUGGUCUUGCCGUGGGCGCCUAUCCCGACAUCAGCUUCUUUGCUAAUCCUCAUGCGCUGCUGCCGCCGCCGCUAGAUAUCGUCGUUCCAAUUCUUACACCCCUCACCCAUUGGCUCCAUCUCCCGGGGGAUAGCCGCUCGGACUAUCGUCACAAGAGGCGACCACCCAUCAAUGUCAUGGAUGCUCUCGGCCCGUUCUAUUGGCCCCCCGUCGAGGAAACGAAGGUCGUCCCCGCCAGGUAA